GCAUAGUGAAGGUCUACCCUGUCAUGUCAUUAGUUGUCACUUUGUUAGAAAAAGAUUGUAUGCUCUUUGGUCAGGGAAUAGAAAUCUUCAAUUUUUCGUAGGUAACGUUACGUUGGUGGUUGGUGUUGCGUAUACGAAGUCUUCUGAAUAUUUGCUGUAUAUUUAACAACAAUGUUUGGUUUGCUACUCACAUUGCUGGGCUGGGUGGGGCUGAGCCCCGUGCCCUUCCUGGCGGGAGUCAUAGGGGCAACUGAACCAGCACUCAAGCUAUUGAUAUCCAUAUUGAUAGCAUACCCACUUGCUAUUGUUUACCACAAACAUGUGCGACAACAUGUGGAAUACAGGAACUUAUAUUUCAUAGCAACGGGGUUAGACAUGGCUUAUUACAACUUUGGUAUCUCUAUGUACCAUAAUGCCAUACCAGCUCUAGUAAUAUAUCUUACCACCAAGUUCUUUGGUCCAGGAAAGAUAAACGCAAUUAUCACCUUUGCUUUCAAUAUGACAUACCUGCUUGCUGGCUAUGUGGUGACUGAGUCCGAAGAUUAUGAUAUUACAUGGACUAUGCCCCACUGCGUGCUGACCCUCAAGUUGAUUGCGCUGUCCUUUGAUUUAUGGGAUGGAAAGAAGAUGCUAAAAGGACAGGAACUAUCAGCAAACAAUAAGCUAACAGCCCUAGAGAGCUCACCUUCAUUUUUGGAGCUGAUUGGAUUUGUAUAUUUCCCAGCGUGUUUCCUAGUCGGACCCAUAUUUUCGUUCAGGCGUUAUAAAGAUUACAUCACUGACAAGUUUCCUUUGGAUAAAGAAACUGCCGUUUACGAAGCACAAGCCAUCAAACGACUUGUUCAAGGAUUGGUCUAUUUGGUUGCAUAUCAAGUUGGAGUUACUGUAUUUAGUAUGAAAUAUAUGCUGUCGGACGAGUUCAGGGAAACGUCUAUUUUCUACCGUCAUUUCUACUGUGGACUUUGGGCUCAUUUUGCUUUGUACAAAUACAUUUCCUGCUGGCUACUCACCGAAGCAUCAUGCAUCCGAUUUGGGCUAUCAUACAAUGGAAUGGAGACCAAGGGCUACCCGCAGGUGAGCAAGUGGGAUGGUUGCAACAACAUCAAGCUGCUGCGGUUCGAGGGCGCCACGCGGUUCCAGCACUACAUCGACAGCUUCAACUGCAACACCAACUACUUCGCCGCGGAAUACGUGUACAAGAGACUCCGCUUCCUCGGUAACCGCAACCUCAGCCAGCUAGUCACGCUCGCGUUCCUCGCGCUAUGGCACGGCACUCAAUCCGGGUACUACAUGACGUUUUUCAAUGAAUUUAUUAUCAUGGUCAUGGAGAAAGAUGUCGAAGUUAUGCUUACCAAAACACCGUUUUAUAAUAAGAUAUGGGAUAACACCUUCCUGAAGUAUCUCUUGUACAUUAUUCUUAAAACGUACACGAUAGUAUUUAUGGGCUGGAGUUUGGCACCAUUCGACGCCAAGAGUUUCUCGAAAUGGUGGUCCAUAUACGCCAGCUUAUAUUUCUCAGGAUUUGUCUUAUUCUUGCCGUGGGCUUUUGUCUAUAAACCGCUUAUCAAAUCGGGAUUAAAAUCCUUAGAACAGAAUAAAUCAAAAACUCAAUAAUUUUAAGUUCGAUAGUUUUAAUCAUUAAUAACAAUGCGUUAGUACCUUUUCACGCGCUCCAGUUGCCGGGCAUCCGGCGGAGAAUGUACAUUAGAACGUACCGGUACAUAUAUAAUUAAUCUAACGUGGCUAUACUCGCCGGGCUACCAGCCCCGGAUACUGGAGCGUGAAAAAAGGCCUUAGGGUCUAAGGUUCUUUAUGAAACAGUUAUUGUUCUACAAGGUACCAAAAUCGUGCAACUCAGUAUAAUAAACAAUAAUAGCUUUAUUUUAUUUUUACUGUAUUGCGUUACUCGAUUAUGAUAUCACAUAGGGUAAUUUGUUAGAUUUUCGCAUUUAGCAUAAUACUGAUGGUUCAAAGAGUUAACUGUCGCUUGUCGUACAUAUACAUAAAUAACAAAAAUUGCCUAAGUACAAUUCGGAGUUAUUGCGCAGGAUGCGCACGACCAGACAUGUGCCGUCUAUGAGACGCUGAUACUACUACAUUGGGCUCGGCUGCUGGUCGUGACGUUUUAGACAUUUUACAUUAUAAAUAUUAAUCAUGGUUGUAUUUAUUUGUAUUGUUUUUGACGGAAUACAUAAAUAGUUGCCACGUCAGUGAAUCUUGUUGAUUUUCUUUAUUAUACAGUUUGAAAUGAGAUCACCCAGCUUCCAUACAUUUUUGAACUAAUUCCAAAAAUCAAAAAAUAAACCUAUUAUUUGAAUAGUGCAGCAUACGAACAUGUUUAUUAUUACACAUACGAGUCGUUUGGCAAUUAGCUGAGAUCGUAUCAAUUCGCAAAAUAUAGUACAGUACAUUCAGUAUACAGUUAUGCAGAAUAGGAUUAAAUUACAUAAUACUAUUGUUUUACAAAAUUUUAUAUGCGUGGGCCCAAUUUGGGCGAUUUGCUUCAAAACAGUCCAAUAAUGUAGGUAAAUUUCGCCCAAUCAAUGUAUGGAUUCUAUCGGUAGAUUCGUAGAUUCUACAUAAUUACUUAGGCAGAUAUCCCUUAUUUCUCUGGGUAUCUCGACAAUAAUAUUGAUGGAAUUCUUAACUAGACUGUUUAUUACUGCCAUAGUACCUACUACAUACAGGACCCGGCGAUAAAUAUUAGUUUACUUGAUUGCACGGUUGGCGCGGUGACUGAGUUCGAUUCCUGCUCGGAGGAAUUCAGCGUGUUCACAAAAUGUUGUUUCGGGUGUCAUGUGUAUGUGUUGUAUGUUAAUAAAUGCCCCCACGAUACAGGAGGUUAUCCUAGUGUGAGUCAACAUGGUAUUUCAAAAAAAAAAGAUUACUCCUGUAAACGCAGGAUGAUAUUCCUAGUGUGGGGCAAACAAAAAAGAAGUGUAACAUCACACACAAAAUUGUCUCUUUCUAAAAUUGGAUGUGCAAUAUUUAUUGCUGGGGCCUGUACAUAGUAGUAGCCAUAGUAAUGUAUACCAUUUUUGCCUGUUUUACCAGUGUCUUAAGGUUAUUUAUUUACACUGCCGCUGAAUAAGCCUUUGCGAAAUUAAUAUUAAAACUACUGAUUUGCCGGUAAUAAUCGUGAUAGAUAGACUCCUGGUACUCCCAUAAUAUUAAAAAAAUCAUCUUCAUCGUAAUUAUAUUGGACUAUAAAAGGGCACGACAUGCAUUUAGUGGACUGCUUACGCAACAUUAGCGCUUAGGUAUUCAUAUUUUACACGGUAUGUAUUUUUAUACCAAAAUUGGAUAAGUAUGUAUAGUAACUCCUUUCGCACAAUUUCUAUUCCUUAUCAAUUUGUAAUAUUAGAUUAUAUUAAUUAUGUAUUUCUUUAAAUUUCGUUGCUCAAAAUUGUUAGCUUCUAAUUCUUCUGAAGUAAUAAGUAAUUUGAUUGGAUUAAGUACCUCAUUGGUCGAGGUGUAGCUGGCGCUUCUACAAUUCCAAGCUAAGUCCGAUUAAGGUUUGCCGUUUCGAAAAGUGACUGUUACACCCCAUCUGAACACCUGUCUACACCUUCGAGGAUAAAAACAUCCUACAUACUAUUGAACAUUUCGGCUACCUACUUUAUUAAGCUUUAAACAUAAUGCCACUUCUAAAAUAUGUAGAAAAUGUCAUCACCUUUUUACAGCAUGCUACCUUCAGUACGAUGCCCAAAACCCUGGCAGAUGUCAUAUUGAAAUGGGACCAAUUUUGAAGUAUUUGAGAAGAGUAUCUUCAAAAGCGUACUGUUGAUUCUAAAUUAAAUAUAUGCACAUCAGCUGUUCCCUAUUUAAAUUAAAUGUUUCUGUACAUUAUUCAUUACUUGAAUAGUGGCCAGUCUCUUAUUAUCCAGCACUAUAUGUUUUCCAAGUUGGUUAUUUAAAAACGGAAUGUUCAAUUAGAAUGUAUUCCCACAUCGUAUGAAGUUUAAUAAGAUUUCGUUAGAAAUUUCCUUCAAUUCAUUUCUUAUACUUAUAAAAUUCAACCCACAAAAAUGUUCUACUGCAUUACACAAACACCUUUGAUAUUUAUGUAUUGUAUGACUACUAUGUAUUUUUAAAACGUUCAUUAAUUUGUUCCUUCAAAAUUGUUAGAUUGUAGCACUUUAAUUUGGCACGGUAAAUGACGCAGAGUAUUGAGUUUUCUCGGUUUAUCGAAAAAUUCUUAGGAAUAAACUUGAUUUGGAAUAUUUAAAAUUUCAUGAAAAGUGGUACAUUAUGGUAUAUGUUCACCUCCCUUUCGAGGAUUGGAAGGCGUGAUGUUAUGGUAUAUCUAACAUAUAAUUAUAGAUUCCAAAAGAUUACAAGUUGAAUGUUUAUCCGUAAUUAAAUAAUGUUUAAUAGUAUCUGUUUAAUAUAUUUUUAUUUCACAAAGCAGCUAUGUCAUGCAUGCUCUGUUUGCUUUCGACCGUAAUUAUACGAAUCAGUAAUUUUUCCAUUAUGCUUAAGUACUCGAUUUUACUAUUAUUGCCCAUAAACGUAUGAUUUAUUAUCGAGUAAAUGAAAACCGAUAUUCCUGGGUAGUAAAACAGAUUCCGAUGACUUUAAAACCUCUUGCUGGGAAGUCGGUUAUUAAAGAAAAUUAUUAAACACUUCACGUCUCGGUGUGAUUUGUACGGAAGAAGGGGGCAUCUUAGAACAGGUCUACAUUAGAAAUUGUUAAUUAUGAGUAAAAUUAAACAAACCCUAAUAUAAAUCGUGUUUCCAUAUUAGGUAAAAUGUAAAAAAAAAUAUAUCACGGCGCCUCCUUCUCCCCGAAAAUCAAAUACUAAUUUGUUCCUAUUCUGUCAUUUUAAUUUGAUCAUUACUUGAAAUCGCGCGACUUUUCAUUAACAUGGCUUUAGUCAUAGACUGACAGAUAUCAUUCGAUUGCGUGUCUUAUGCAUCAAUCAUCGCCUUCUCAUUACUCAUUAUUCUAUAUAGUAAACAUUUAGAUAAUAAUAUUUAUCUCCAACUAUCUCUUCCCUUUUCAAUAAAUAUAAAUGUAACAAGACAUUAGUAUUCUCACGUACAAUUAAAUACAUUGAUCAAUUAAAAACUUUAAGAGUUAAGUGUAAGUUAUUGGAUACUACAGUUUGCUAUUAAGUAUUUCUCAAUACAAAAUGUUUCCUAUUUCCUAGCUAAACAAGCGAUGUAGCACGUAAGUUCCCUCGGAUAUUGCCUAGCCUACAGAUUAAAAACUUGUGCUCUUAAACCGUUUGGAUUUACCGUAGAUUGUUAGGUUAGAAACUAGUCUGAUAAAUAUAAUAAUUAUAGUAUAUAAAUAAAAACAAUUCAACUAAAUAGUGGAAAAGGGCUGUAAUAGUUGUAGCCUUAUUUUUUACGAUUGUUGCUUAGUUAGUAGUAAAAUAUAACCUUACAACGCCAAUUCAGCCUCAUAAAUAUAUUGUCCAGUUUAUAUGUUACAACAGGUGAUAGGUAAUUACAUACGUAUAUAGUGGUCCAGGGAUUGGAGGAUAACUACGUUAUGCAAUUAGUGUAUUGCCUUCUGUUAAUUAAAGUUAUAUUGUGCAACAUGAUAAUAGAAAAAUAUAAUCUGCCUGGUUGACUUCAAGUUAGGAAUUUAUCAGAGUAGCCAAAUAUAUCACACGUUAACAUAUUUUCUAUCGGACACAAAAACAAAACUACGUGAAAUGUACAUUUGCUGAAGGAUAUUCUAUUCUAUACAUUGCUUAGGUAUUGUACGGAAACGGAUUAUACAAAUUGCGUAUAAGACAUAAUAUAUUAAUCCAAAUUCUUUGAUAUUAUAAUAAUUUUAUUUCUAUUUUAUUUCUCUUUCUUUUGCUUUUGCUAACUGUAAAUGAGUUAUUUUAAAAACAUUGUAUCUCUCCAUUUUUGUGGAUAACUUGCAUGAUUACAUGUGCUACUUAUCUUACCAUCAUGGGACCAAUUAGAUAUUAUGUGGAAAACGUUUAUCUAAAAUUUAAUACAAUACAACCUUCUAUUUGAAAAAAAUAUAGGUCCUUAUGUCCAGAAUAGCCACAAUGUUUAUAAUGUUUUUAAAAUAACAUGCUUAUGAAUAACAACUGCAUAAAUGAAAGAACAUAAUAUUUUCAAAUUAAUUGUGAUUUCAUGUACCUUAUAAUUUCUAUUUUCGAAUGAUAAUGGUUAAAUGUAUGUUAUACGUACAUAAGAAGUAAGUGUUAAUUAUUAUUAUUUAGGCCAAUGAACGGGUAUCUAUUGAAAUUUUUGAAGGUAUAACCUUCCUUUUGGGGUUCGACGCGGUCGGGUGAGAAUAUCUACAAUUAUAAUGUCAAUGUUCGUCAUUGUCAUAUUAUCAGUUUAAGACGUCGACUGCCGAACAUGCCUUCAUUAUUAUACCUCUCAAAAUUUUAAUAGAUACCCCAAGAUCGUUUUGCAAAUUAAUGUUAGUUAAAAGGUUGACAUAAAUUAUUAUUGUCCAUGCGGGAUAUAGGAUUGGUAAAAAACGUAUCUAUAUAAGUAUUUGCAUAUUGUUCGGCUAUCUAGAUAAUUUGAAUCAAACUAUCACAGAAACUUUGCAGUGUAUUUAUUUGCGUUACUUUGAAACUGUUGAAGCAUUUGACUGUUUAAGUAAUAUUUCUCAAAUUAUGUACAGUACAGUCGUGUAUCAGUUGUAUUGUUAACAGCGUUUUGAUUUUAAAAGUGUAUUGUUGUUAUGACAUACUGUAUGAAAAAGCAAACCUGUUUGCCUUCAAGAUAUUAUUACUUAUUUGGUCAAAAUGUAAAAUACCAUUGUCAAAACAGUGGAUUGAUCGUAUUGUUGAAUUAGUAUUGAUAUUUCCAAAUGUAUGCAAAGGUUCUAUAUCUUAUUGUAAUUAUUAAAUCACGUAGGUAUAUAGAUAGAACAAUUUACAAGUCGAAUACCAUGAAACCACGUUUAUUUAAUUAUGAAAAGUUUAUAUUAUAAAGAGAAUACAAUUAUAAUUGAAUAUAA
Spodoptera frugiperda (fall armyworm) is the source of this 6949-nucleotide messenger RNA. It is a transcript of the gene nes, whose product is annotated as lysophospholipid acyltransferase 5. Gene Ontology annotation, biological process: phosphatidylcholine biosynthetic process; lipid modification. Gene Ontology annotation, molecular function: lysophospholipid acyltransferase activity; 1-acylglycerophosphocholine O-acyltransferase activity. Bases 172 to 1614 code for a protein of 480 amino acids. The transcript has 4 exons. The record is from RefSeq and is a predicted model, not a curated record. Lineage: Eukaryota; Metazoa; Arthropoda; Insecta; Lepidoptera; Noctuidae. Gene Ontology annotation, cellular component: membrane.